AUGGCAAAGCCUUUAACAGCAGAUACAAUCUUACAAAAAACAAAAGCCGGGCGUCUCGACAAUGUAAAAAAUCUAAACUGCUGAGGAAUGGAUAUAGAAGACGUAAGUAUUCUUCGUGAAAUCCCAAAUGUUGAAGUCCUUUCCUUAAGUGUUAAUAAGAUUAGCACUUUAAAAUAUUUUCAAUGCUGUUCAAAACUUACAGAACUGGCUUCCUCUAAAAUAUUUUUUUAUAAAAAUAAUAAAUUUAAAAAAAAAAUUUUAAAUAUGACACAGAACUUUACCUUCGUAAAAAUUCAGUAUCAGAUUUGAGAGAACUCAAAUACCUGAAGAAUUUAUCAGGGCUAAAAGUGCUAUGGUUAUGGGAUAACCCAUGUGCUGAAAACGAGCGUUAUAGAGAAAUCGUGCUGAGCUACCUACCAAACUUGAUUAAGCUAGACAACCAAAAUGUAUCUCAAGAAGAAAAAUCUCAAAUAAAUCCAGCAGAAGUCCAAAAAACAAGAGAGGAAAUCGAAAAUCAUCCAAAGACUGCUGAGAAGUCUAAAUUACAAAGGGAUGAAAUUAUUAAAGAUGAAAGAAAAGAGUCAGAAAUGAGAAGGGAGCCAUCACCGUUUAGAGAACCUUUGAAGCCUAAAACAAGAAAUGAGGCAAAACAGAUAGAGAAGCCAGGAGAUAAUAUAUUAUGCGCGGUUUUAUCAUUAUUAAAAGAGCUUGAUGAAAAUAGCUUGGAGAUUGUUAAGCGUGAAAUUGAUAAAAAAGUUGGGAAUCGCUAA
This is a messenger RNA of Blepharisma stoltei, 770 nucleotides long. The record is from the annotation of a GenBank genome assembly. NCBI's taxonomy places the organism in Eukaryota, Ciliophora, Heterotrichea, Heterotrichida, Blepharismidae.